This is a messenger RNA of Callithrix jacchus (white-tufted-ear marmoset), 5281 nucleotides long. It is a transcript of the gene PRKCI, whose product is annotated as protein kinase C iota. The record is from RefSeq and is a predicted model, not a curated record. Gene Ontology annotation, biological process: protein phosphorylation. Gene Ontology annotation, molecular function: diacylglycerol-dependent serine/threonine kinase activity; ATP binding; protein binding. NCBI's taxonomy places the organism in Eukaryota, Metazoa, Chordata, Mammalia, Primates, Cebidae.
GGCUCGAUGGUUGCGCCCGCCCUACCCCGGAAUGUGGGCCUUUGGAGCGAGCGAAGUGGGAGGGAUCGAGGCAGGAGGUGUCCUGGGCCCGUGCGGCGGCGGAGGCGGUGGCGCCUACGGGCAGUGGGAGGAGCCGUGCGGUUCCGGCUCCUCGGGCGAGGGGACCCUUGGGUCGGCGCUGCGGGGCGAGGUGGGCAGGUAGGUGGGCGGACGGUCGCAGCUCUCGGACAGGCGCGGGCGGCUGAGUCCCCCACGGCGUCCGGAGCGCCCCUCCGCCCCCCGGCCUCCAGCGUUGAGGCGGGGGAGUGAGGAGAUGCCGACCCAGAGGGACACCAGCACCAUGUCCCACACGGUCGCAGGCGGCGGCAGCGGGGACCAUUCCCACCAGGUCCGGGUGAAAGCGUACUACCGCGGGGAUAUCAUGAUAACACAUUUUGAACCUUCCAUCUCCUUUGAGGGCCUUUGCAAUGAGGUUCGAGACAUGUGUUCUUUUGACAAUGAACAGCUCUUCACCAUGAAAUGGAUAGAUGAGGAAGGAGACCCGUGUACAGUGUCAUCUCAGUUGGAGUUAGAAGAAGCCUUUAGACUUUAUGAACUAAACAAGGAUUCUGAACUCUUGAUUCAUGUGUUCCCUUGUGUACCAGAACGUCCUGGGAUGCCUUGUCCAGGAGAAGAUAAAUCCAUCUACCGUAGAGGUGCACGCCGCUGGAGAAAGCUUUAUUGUGCCAAUGGCCACACUUUCCAAGCCAAGCGUUUCAACAGGCGUGCUCACUGUGCCAUCUGCACAGACCGAAUAUGGGGACUUGGACGCCAAGGAUAUAAGUGCAUCAACUGCAAACUCCUGGUUCAUAAGAAGUGCCAUAAACUCGUCACAAUUGAAUGUGGGCGGCAUUCUUUGCCACCGGAGCCAAUGAUGCCCAUGGAUCAGUCAUCCAUGCAUUCUGACCAUGCACAGACAGUAAUUCCAUAUAAUCCUUCAAGUCAUGAGAGUUUGGAUCAAGUUGGUGAAGAAAAAGAGGCAAUGAACACCAGGGAAAGUGGCAAAGCUUCAUCCAGUCUAGGUCUUCAGGAUUUUGAUUUGCUCCGGGUAAUAGGAAGAGGAAGUUAUGCCAAAGUACUGUUGGUUCGAUUAAAAAAAACAGAUCGUAUUUAUGCAAUGAAAGUUGUGAAGAAAGAACUUGUUAAUGAUGAUGAGGAUAUUGAUUGGGUACAGACAGAAAAGCAUGUGUUUGAGCAGGCAUCCAAUCAUCCGUUUCUUGUUGGACUCCAUUCUUGCUUUCAGACAGAAAGCAGAUUGUUCUUUGUUAUAGAGUAUGUAAAUGGAGGAGACCUAAUGUUUCAUAUGCAGCGACAAAGAAAACUUCCUGAAGAACAUGCCAGAUUUUACUCUGCAGAAAUCAGUCUAGCAUUAAAUUAUCUUCAUGAGCGAGGGAUAAUUUAUAGAGAUUUGAAAUUGGACAAUGUGUUACUGGACUCCGAAGGGCACAUUAAACUCACUGACUAUGGCAUGUGUAAGGAAGGAUUACGGCCAGGAGAUACAACCAGCACUUUCUGUGGUACUCCUAAUUACAUUGCUCCUGAAAUUUUAAGAGGAGAAGAUUAUGGUUUCAGUGUUGACUGGUGGGCUCUUGGAGUGCUAAUGUUUGAGAUGAUGGCAGGAAGGUCUCCAUUUGAUAUUGUUGGGAGCUCUGAUAACCCUGACCAGAACACAGAGGAUUACCUCUUCCAAGUUAUUUUGGAAAAACAAAUUCGCAUACCACGGUCUCUGUCUGUAAAAGCUGCAAGUGUUCUGAAGAGUUUUCUUAACAAGGACCCAAAAGAACGAUUGGGUUGUCAUCCUCAAACAGGAUUUGCUGAUAUUCAGGGACACCCAUUCUUCCGAAAUGUUGAUUGGGAUAUGAUGGAGCAAAAGCAGGUGGUACCUCCCUUUAAACCAAACAUUUCUGGGGAAUUUGGUUUGGACAACUUUGAUUCUCAGUUUACUAAUGAACCUGUCCAGCUCACUCCAGAUGAUGACGACAUUGUGAGGAAGAUUGAUCAGUCUGAAUUUGAAGGUUUUGAGUAUAUCAAUCCUCUUUUGAUGUCUGCAGAAGAAUGUGUCUGAUCCUCAUUUUUCAACCACAUAUUCUACUCAUGUUGCCAUUUAAUGCAUGGAUAACUUUGCUACCAGCCUGGAUACAAUUAACCGUUUUACAUUUGCCACCUACAAAAAAAAACACUCAGUGUCUUCUCUCAUAGAGUAUAUGAAUCAAUUACAUCUGUUUUACUAUGAAGAAAAUUAAAACUAGCUUUCAGACAAUCAUGUCAAAAUUUAGUUGAACUGGUUUUUCAGUUUUUAAAAGGCCUACAGAUAAGUAAUGAAAUCUUUUUUUUUUUUUUUUUAAAAAAAAAAAAAGAAAAAGAAAACCACUGCAUUUAAAACUAAAGGAUCUGUUGCAUUAAGGCACAUAGUGGGAUCACAUCAUAAACCUCCCAUGAUUUUUUGUCAUUCUGUGUUAAGUCAUUUCCGGGAUUAAUUUUGAAAUAAAUUAUUAAUAUAAAAUGCAACAACUUUUUUAUUACCUAUUACUUUUGGAGUUCUUUAUGUUUAAAAAUUCAGGUGUAAACUUUAACAAGUACUGCUUUGCCUUGGAUAAAUAAUCAAUUUUUUAAGGCAGCAGUUAUUAAAUUGGUAAUAGAAUAUGCUGCUUGCUUAGAAUUGGGAAAUUCAGCUGGGUGCAGUGGCUCAUGCCUGUAAUCUCAGCACUUUGAGAGGCUGAGGCAGGCGGAUCACUUGAGGUCAGGAGCUCAAGACUGGCCUGGCCAACAUGGUGAAAUCCUGUCUCUACUAAAAAUACAAAAAUUAGCUGGGCAUGGUGGCACAUGCUUGUAUUCCCAGCUACCCAGGAGGCUGAAGCAGGAAAAUCACUUGAACCCAGGAGAUGGAAUUUGCAGUGAGCCAAGAUUAAUUACUCCAGCCUGGGCGACAGAGUGAGUGAGAUUUGGUCUCAAAAAAAAAAGAAUUGGGAAAUUCUUGAAUUAAAAAACAGACACUUUUUAUUAUGAAUCAGAUUCCAAAUCAUUAACUGUUUUUGCAAAACUGGCACAAGUAAUUUUUUUUUCUUUUUUUUUUAAUAUAUUAAUGGGAUAGCUCCUGAACCUGUCCCUUUAUUGAAAACAUUAACUGGAAUGUUAAUAUAUAUACUGCAAAAGACCAAGGAUGCAGUUGAAUGGAAAAUUACUCAGUAUAUAGAAAGGAAAAAAACCAGAAGUUUAAAAUAGAUACAGAAAAGUACAGUGGUAAUAUUUUUAUUUCCUAUUGGAGAGUGAAUCCCCACAGUUGCUUUUUGUGACUUGAUUUAAAAGAGGUACUUACUCAUUAUCAUUACUGAACUUGUAAGAGCAUUCCAUGUAUUCAGUGGAGGCAGAAUGUAUAAUAUUUUUUCCUUAUAAUUUAGUUUAUAGGCCGGGCGCGGUGGCUCAAGCCUAUAAUCCCAGCACUUUGGGAGGCUGAGGCGGGUGGAUCACGAGGUCAAGAGAUCGAGACCAUCCUGGUCAAUGAAGUGAAACCCCGUCUCUACUAAAAAUACAAAAAAAAAUUAUCUGGGCAUGGUGGCACGUGCCUGUAAUCCCAGCUACUCGGGAGGGUGAGGCAGGAGAAUUGCUUGAACCCAGAAGGCGGAGGUUGCAGCGAGCCGAGAUUGUGCCAUUGCACUCCAGUCUGGGUAACAACAGUGAAACUCCAUCUCAAAAAAAAAAAAAAAACUUAGUUUAUAGGAAAAUUAUUUAUUUUUUAAGUAGGGUAUCUUAAUUAUGCUCAUUUCUUCCCCUAAACCACAUUGUCUAUAUGAUUGGACCCUGUUUUAUAGAGUAUUUGUGAAAUCAGAAAAGUAGGCAUGAAUAAAUGUUCAGGACACAUAUAUACACUCACACACAUCACAGUUUCAGCUCUUUAAGUGAGUUUGUAUUAACUGGUAACACAUGUAACACAGAAUACAUUUCAGAGGCCGAGUUCUUCGGAUUAUUUUUUAUUAAUAUUAGUGUUUAGCAGUUUAUUAUUUAAAGGGGUGCCAAAUAUUGCAUCCUUGUGUUGUUUAUUUUAAAUAUUUUUUUAAUGAAAAGGGACUUAACCAUGAUCAUCUAAAUUACUUAAAAUUUUUUAAUCUUAGUAAAGCUUAAUUUUAGGAAAGUUACCUAGUUUAAAUUUCAAAUGUUUUAAAAUUUGUAGGCAUUUAAUAAAUUAUCUUUUCUUGGGGCGGUGGAUGCUACAUUUCACUGGAAAUGUCAUUUUUCCAAAGUUUCCAGCUAUGUACUCUCUUUCCUUCAAAUAACUUAAGUCUGCAAGCAAUGAAAACCUCAAAGGAAAAGGUUCAUAUGCGUCCACAUUGACUUAAUAUUUCAGGUUUCUCUGAACACCUGAGACUUGUUUUAAGACAAAAAGCAGUCUUCACUUCAAAUCCUAAACUUGGAAUUCUGUAUUUCAUGUCAGAAAUAUGUUUAUGAUCCUGCUUUUAAGUGGUGCUGUUUCCCAUAGGGCAUUACUUCGCGCAUUUUGGAAUGUUUGUUUAAAAUGCACACUAGGGGGCUCACCUUAGGCUUCUUUGGAGCUUUCAAUCUCACGUUGAGAAACACCUCCUUCAGGUUCCUCUGCCUUUGUCCUGUGGUUAAUAUUAGAGUAUUCAUGAUAAAACACGUUGAGAAGGGGUAAGCAGUUUACCCCACAAUUUAAAGCAAAUUUUGAAUGAAUAACUUUAAGUUAGGUAUCUGCCUCCCAGCCCCGCCCCCCCAAAAUUCCUCUCAGUAGUUUCUAUUAAUAAUGUACAAAAUGAUGCGCAUUUUUCUAUCAUGAGGUUCUAACCAUUGUUCAGGGUGGUCUUUUGUUUUUAAAUCUUUUUUUAACAUAAGAUUUAUGGUGUAUAUUUUAUACAGAAGUGCAUUAUAAAUGUUUUUAAUUGUGUCCUGUUUUUUGCAGUCUGUAAGUGCCAUUCCAGUUGUUUUUGUAUUCUAUAGAAGUUCACUCAAAGUACUCAACAGGGGAAUAGGCGGUAGACAGUCAGAAUGGUUGGAAUGUUGGUGUUCUGAGAAAAACUAUUUUGCAUAAGCAUGGGGUCGGAUCAUUUUGUGCAUAUGCAGCCAGGAUUGGAUGUUAAAUCAAUGCUUGUUCCGUGCCGGUACAUUUACUUUAUAAAUCUGUUUUUAUUUUUGUCAUGUGGAAUACUACUGUGGUCAUCAUAAUGUAAUCUGCAUUUCUGUACCUUUUUUUUCCUUUGCAGUCUUUAAAUAAAUGGAUAAUGCCUAUCAA